Messenger RNA from Lampris incognitus (smalleye Pacific opah), 1302 nucleotides. RefSeq names its product neuronal pentraxin 1 like (gene nptx1l). The coding region runs from base 1 to 1302 and encodes 433 amino acids. The record is from RefSeq and is a predicted model, not a curated record. The transcript is spliced from 5 exons. NCBI's taxonomy places the organism in Eukaryota, Metazoa, Chordata, Actinopteri, Lampriformes, Lampridae.
AUGCAGUUCAUCGACAGCGGACUCUCUUGGAGACUUUUUCUAUUUUCUCACUUGUUUUUACAGAGUUCGGCUCAAGACUUUGGCGGACAGACCCAGUUCAUUUGCACGUCCGUACCCAAGGACAUGGACAUAUGCGCCGCCACCCUGCAGAACAGCGUGCCCGCCGGGGAGGACCUGAAGACCACCGUCAUGCAGCUGCGGGAGACCGUCUUGCAGCAAAAGGAGACGAUCAUGAACCAAAAAGAGACCAUCCGGGAGCUGACCUCGAAGUUGGCGAGGUGCGAGAGUCAGAACGGCCACGAGCCGGGGGACGCACGAGCCGGCGGUCGGAGGAAAGAGACGGGGGCCAAAAACACAAUGGGGGACGUGUCGAGGGGUCCCGCCGACACCUUGGCGCAACUGUCACAGACUUUGCAGUCGCUGAAACGGAGACUAGAGAAUCUCGAGCAAUACAGCAGAAAUAACAACUCGGUGCAGGCGAACAGCCUGAAAGACCUGCUCCAGAGCAAAAUCGACGACCUGGAGAAGCAGGUGCUGUCCAGGGUGAACAGCAUAGAGGAAGGGAAGCCCGGGCUCCGCAACGAGACGGAGCAGCGCGGGAGAGUGGAGUCCACCUUGACAUCUCUGCACCAGAGGAUCACCGACCUGGAGAAAGGCCAGAGAGAAAACAGGCCUCUGAACAAGUUCCAGCUCACCUUUCCACUGAGAACCAACUACAUGUACGCGAAAGUGAAGAAGAGUCUGCCCGAGAUGUACGCCCUCACUGUGUGCAUGUGGCUCAAAUCCAACGCCUCCCCUGGAGUAGGCACGCCUUUCUCUUAUGCGGUCCCGGGACAAGCCAACGAGCUGGUUCUCAUCGAGUGGGGUAACAACCCAAUGGAGAUAUUAAUAAAUGACAAGGUCGCAAAGCUGCCCUUUCUUAUUAAUGACGGCAAGUGGCAUCAUAUCUGCGUGACCUGGACGACCCGUGAUGGUGUUUGGGAGGCUUUCCAAGAUGGAGUCAUGAGGGGCAGUGGAGAGAACCUCGCCCCGUACCAUCCAAUCAAACCCCAGGGCAUGCUGAUCCUAGGUCAAGAGCAGGACACGUAUGGAGGAGGAUUUGAUGCCACCCAAGCGUUCGUUGGCGACCUGGCGAAUUUCCACAUCUGGGACCGGAAACUGUCCAUCGGAGAGAUCUACAACCUGGCAACGUGCAGCAGCAAAGCGCAGGUGGGCAACGUGUUUUCGUGGCUGGAGACCAGCAUCGACAUCUACGGGGGGGCGUCGAAGUGGACGUUCGAGGCUUGCCGCCAACUUAAGUGA